CCGCCGGCACUCCUCCCCGCGCCUUCAGGUGGUCGGGUCCCCACUUCCCGCUCAGGUCGCGCGCUGGUGGCCGCUGGGCGGGUGCUGUCCCGGGCUGCGGUGCGGUGCAGGGUGCGCUGCGAUGGCGUCCGCAGGCCGCCGGCAAGGGCGGGGGCGGGGGCGGCCGCAGGAGCCGGACCAGGCGCGCUUCGUCUACGUGGCGCGCUUUGGCUCACACCAGUGCGGUAGCGUCCUGCAGCUGGGCGGCCGGCGGGACCGCGGGGAGCCGCUGGCGGCGGCGAGCGUGCGUGGCGGCGGGCUGCGCGUCCCCCUGGACCCCGCGUCCUCCCCGUCCGCGUCCGGACCGGAGGCCCGCACCAAGCCCGUGAGACGUGCAGGUAUAAUCCAAAAGGAUGAAGCUAAAAUGUUUGAUUUUCCCAUACCGUUGCACAAAGCUUCCAAAACAACGAAGACAAGGAAGAAGGGUUCGGUAUGGAAUAGCGUACAUAAAGUCAUUUCUAGAAUGAUUGAAGAAAACGAGAAAUACAGACUCAGGCUGAAUUGUCAAAAAUUAUCUAAUAAAAGUAAGUUAAUAUGAUUUUUAAUGUAUUAAAGAAGACUGGCUUUUAUAAACAGUUUAGUUAACCUCAGGUCACAUUGUACCUGUAGUUUUCCUAACUGUCACAUUCAGUGUAUGGAGCUAUAGAACUGAGGCUACAGUAUUAUCACUGUCAUCAAAACUGAAAGGUCCAAGCAUCCUCACGUAGUGAGUGCAGGUAGACUACAGGUGUGGGUGUGAGUGCCUGGAAUUUACUGAGCAAACGGAACACACUUGUCUGAUAUAUGUGGAUUUUAGUGCUAACUUUUUAAUGCAAAUUAUAAAACUCAUCCAUAUUGAUGAAGAAAACCAUUUUAACUGUAAUAUAAAAUUGUACAUUCUGUAUAACUUCGUGUAGUCAUCUCCUUUCCACGGAUGCCAUAGUUCAGUUUAAUGCAUUUAACAGAGUCUUCCUUUGAGUCAUGGCCUUGAUGUCAUUUGUCAUUCCUGGAAAACAACUUAUGAAUUAAGCCAUGUUCUAGAGCUGCAUCCUGCUGAGUGACAAUGCGGUUAGGGCAAAACCAGAUGUACCCUACUAUCCUUGCAAAAAUAAUUGGAAGUUCUGGGCUCUCAGAAUACUAAAUUGAAUAAAAUUAAUGUAACUAAUAACAUCCUAUGAAUUGGUAAGUCAUAGUUAUUUUCUUUCUUUCACACACAUUUCCUAAUAGGCAUGCUGUCAGAGCGAAUGCUUCUGUGGGUUCUUAGUAGCCAUUCAAUGACAAUUUUUGAGAGUCAUUAAACUUGCAAUAUUUAACUUUGUGAAGAAUAAUUUAAUAAGAUAAUAAAACAGAUGGCUAUUUUAUAAGCAAUGUGACACUGGAAAGUUGUUAUUGUUCAUAUAGUGUUGCAUUUGCAAUAAUAAUAGCAGAAAUUGUUUGCAGUGAUGAUGUAUAAACCAAGGUUCGGGUUCAAGAUACUCUAUUUCUCUUUUUUUACCCAAGUAAGUAGCAGAAUGAGGCAAGAAGGGGGAUUAGGAAAAAGAAAGUAAUCAAAGGUUUCUUAAAAGAAAAUGGUAUUUGAAUAGGUAGAGCAAAGUGCAAAAAAUCUGGACAUUGUUCAGAGUGCUAAUCCAGUCACUGCACAACCUUGAAUUUAGUGGGUUCUUUUGUGCUUUAGCUAGAGCCUUUCUAGUAAACAUAAAGGAAUCUUGUAAAAAUUAUGUAACAACUUAAAAUAAUAUGUUUUGUUUUCUCAGAAAUAGAUUUUUGUAGACAAAAGUUA
Castor canadensis (American beaver) is the source of this 1798-nucleotide messenger RNA. NCBI's taxonomy places the organism in Eukaryota, Metazoa, Chordata, Mammalia, Rodentia, Castoridae. The record is from RefSeq and is a predicted model, not a curated record.